This is a messenger RNA of Podospora anserina S mat+, 4767 nucleotides long. RefSeq lists its product as uncharacterized. The transcript has a single exon. Gene Ontology annotation, molecular function: D-type glycerophospholipase activity. Lineage: Eukaryota; Fungi; Ascomycota; Sordariomycetes; Sordariales; Podosporaceae. The coding region runs from base 1 to 4767 and encodes 1588 amino acids. The record is from RefSeq and is a predicted model, not a curated record. Gene Ontology annotation, biological process: phosphatidic acid biosynthetic process; cell motility; intracellular signal transduction.
AUGGACUCAUAUUCGACGCCCAACACGCCUCAAGUUGGUGUGGGGAGCCAGGAUACUGCCGCCGCUGGAUACGGGAGGUUUGGAGGGCUUUUGCGACGUGCAACGUUGGGAGGCGUAGACGACCAUGGCGUUGUAUCCGAGGGUGAAGGUCGUGACCGCCUGACUAAUGCACGGGCCCCCAGAAGAGUUACGCCAUGGUCUUCAAGAGGUGGUCAUGAUGACGGGGAAGAAGCCGAAAGCCCAGGAGGUUCGAGGGUUGGCCAUCAUUUCAGAAGAUUUUCGGCCCUCGGCGGUGGCGGUGGUGGUGUCAGUGAUGGGGAUGCCAUCAGCCCCAGAAGGCCCUUUUUCGGAACCGAACGAGCCAGUACGUUCAGUGCACAAAAAUGGAAACAAGUUAAAGGUGCCUUGAAGCUGCUGCGCAAAAAGCCAGACGAGCAGUUUGACUUCGCCAAAUCAGCAGAGCUCAUGGCCGAACUACGGGCGGUUACCCCCGCUGUCUUGAUGCUGGCAAGCAUGAUACAGCGGGACGAGCAUGGUAACAAGAGGAUCCCCGUGCUGCUCGAGCAGUUGAGGCUUAAAGUCAAGAGUAGUACGCCAAGCCAAGAGAAGGACAGUGAGAGACAUUGGCUCUUUGAAAUCGAGCUCGAGUACGGCAGUGGUCCAAGUCAGAUGAAGUGGAUCAUCCACCGCACCAUCAAGGACAUUCUCAACCUUCAUUGGAAGUAUAAGUUGACGCUAGGGAACGAGAAGUUGCCUUCCAUUCAUCAAGGGGCGAGACCAAAACAGCCCAGCUUUCCUUUGUCUGCCUUUCCCUACCUUCGUGGAGUGAGAGGCUUGGAUGAGUCUGACGAGGAGGAUGCUCCGAACAGCCAGCUUACGCCCAACCCGCUUGUUAAUAACAACGAUAGGGCUGAAGAGACGGCCGGGGAGCUAACAGCAGGCGAAGCUACUGUUCAGGAAGGGACCGAUAUCGACGCCCCGAUUCGGAAAAAGCGCUCACGCAUGUCGUACCUGGGUGCUCGACGAAAGACCUCAGCGCUCGGAUCCAUGGCCGAUCUUGGUGCCAGUGCUUUGGACCCCAGUGUGGCCAAGAGACGCUACGUUGAGCGGCAACAGAGGACGCUGGAAAAGUAUCUUCAAGACAUGAUUCGCUGGCUCAUGUUCCGCGCGGAUAGCAACCGUCUCUGCCGCUUCCUCGAACUCUCUGCCCUUGGUGUGCGCCUUGCUGCAGAAGGCAGCUAUCACGGGAAAGAAUGCUACCUGCACAUUCAGUCCUCCAAGGGACUCGACUUUCGACGGGUUUUGACGCCAGGAAAGGUGAUUGCUAGACACAGUCGGAAAUGGUUCCUUGUGCGUCAAAGUUAUAUCGUCUGCGUUGAGUCCCCGGAGAACAUGAAUAUCUACGACGUCUACCUCGUUGAUCCCAAGUUCAAGCUCAUAUCGAAGAACACCAAGGGCAAGGAGCUUACCGGCAAGGACAAGGAUAGAGAGGAUGAUGUUGAAAAUCUCGACUUGACGGCUCCCCGCCCUGUGGCCAAGCACCAUACUCUCAAGAUCCUUACCUCGGAGCGAAAGGUCAAGUUGUUCUCCCCGAAUCAGCACCUCAUUCAGCAAUUCGAGGAGUCCAUCGUGGAGAUGCUGAAGAACACGCCAUGGCACUUGCACAAUCGGUUUGGCAGUUUUGCCCCUGUUCGCACUGGGGCCUAUGCCCAGUGGCUUGUGGACGGCCGAGACUAUAUGUGGAACGUCUCGCGUGCCAUCAGCAUGGCAAAGGAUGUCAUCUACAUUCACGACUGGUGGCUGAGUCCCGAGUUGUACAUGAGACGUCCCGCUUGUAUCAGCCAAAAGUGGCGACUUGAUCGUCUGCUGCAGCGAAAGGCUGCCGAAGGUGUCAAGGUCUUUGUGAUUGUCUACCGCAAUGUGGAAGCCGCUAUCCCUAUUGAUUCCGAGUAUACCAAAUUUUCCUUGCUUAACUUGCACCCGAACAUUUUUGUCCAGCGCUCGCCACAUCAGUUUAAGAAGAACCAGUUCUUCUUUGCUCAUCACGAAAAGAUCGUUAUUGUCGAUCAUGAUAUCGCCUUUGUCGGUGGCAUCGAUCUCUGCUUUGGUCGUUGGGAUUGCCCGCAACAUCCUGUGGUGGACGACAAACCUACUGGUUUCGAGCCUCAAGAGGGACAGCCCAGGGAUGCCGAGCACGUUCAACUCUUCCCCGGAAAGGACUAUUCUAACCCCCGUGUUCGCGACUUCUUCCGCCUCAACGAGCCUUACGAGGAGAUGUAUGAUCGCUCCAGAAUCCCACGCAUGCCAUGGCACGAUAUUGCCAUGCAGGUAGUAGGCCAGCCAGCUCGCGAUCUCACUCGUCACUUUGUUCAGAGGUGGAACUACGUCCGUCGCGGACGCAAGCCCACCAGACCUACGCCGUUCCUGCUGCCUCCGCCGGAUUGCAACCCAGAGGAGCUUGAGGCAGUUGGCUUGAAUGGCACUUGUGAGGUGCAAAUCCUUCGCUCGGCAUCCACCUGGUCUCUAGGCAUUGAAGACACGGAACAAAGCAUCCACUUGGCUUAUAUCAAGAUGAUCGAAGACUCGGACCAUUUCGUGUAUAUGGAGAAUCAGUUCUUCAUCACCAGCACCGAGACCCUCAAUAGCAAGAUGGUCAACGGUAUCGGCGAUGCCCUGGUUCGCCGCAUCAUUCGUGCUCACGAAAACGACGAGGACUGGCGAGCGGUUAUCCUGAUCCCCCUGAUGCCUGGCUUCCAGAACGAGGUGAACGAACAAGAUGGCACCAGCGUUCGUCUCAUUCUGCAGUGCCAAUACCGCAGUAUCUGUCGUGGAGAGCACUCGAUCUUUGGGCGCCUCAAGGCUGCCGGCAUUGACCCUGAGGACUACAUUCAGUUCUUUUGUCUCCGGCAGUGGGGCAAGAUGUCCAACGGCAUGCUCACAACCGAGAUGUUGUAUAUCCAUGCCAAGUGCAUCAUCGUUGAUGACCGGGUGGCUUUGAUCGGAUCGGCCAACAUCAAUGAGCGCUCCAUGUUGGGCAACCGCGAUUCCGAGGCUGCCGCCAUCGUCCGCGACACCGACAUGAUUUGGUCCACGAUGGCCGGACGCCCUUAUCAGGUCGGGAGAUUCGCCCACACGCUGCGUCUUCGGUUGAUGAGAGAGCAUUUGGGCUUGGAUGUUGACGAGAUUUUGGAGGAGGAGAGACAGGCCGAUCUCGACCAAGCAGAGGCUUUCGAGGCCGAGAUGGACCGCAUCUACAGCGACGAGUCCGAUGGACUGUCUCCUGUGGCCGAGAGCUCAAGACGCCGUAGUUCGGCUCGCCCAGAGCCGCUCAAUAUCCCAUCUCGGAAGAACGCCAGUGAUCACCAGGAUACAGAUCCGGAGAAGCCGGUGGGCAGAGGCCGGUCUUCCUCCAGGGUCUCCAAGGGCAAGGGCUCUGCCGACGGUCUACGAAUUGACAUUCCACAGGCUGACAAGCACAAGGUGGAAGUGGAAGGUCUCGGUGCUGAUCAUUGGAAGGCCGCUCAGGAGGAAGGUCUUCGUCAGGGGCGUGAUUCUGUUAUUGUCAAUGAUAGAGAAGUGUUGGUUCAUGAUGUUUUGUCUGGCGGAAGGGGAACGAUUGACAGUCCCAAGCAAGCUCAUCAGCUCCGGCGCCCCUCGGCCGCCACCUCUCGUGACGAAGGAGGUGUUGACAACGACGGUAUUCCUCCCAUGCCACCAUUUGACAGGCGGACCACGGAGCAACUUGGACUGCCACGGGCAAACCAGUUGCCAACACUGCCCAUGGUGGACGAUACCGACAUUGGCGGCCCGCCCGUUCACACUGACGCUGGCGGAAGGUUGAGCUUCGGGCCCGCCCACACCCUUCCUAUUGAUAUCAAGCUGGCCGAUGUCCACAAGGAUUGUAUGCGCGAUCCUCUCAACCCAGCCUUCUACGAUGAAGUCUGGUCGAGAGUGGCUGAGAACAACACCAGGAUUUACCGACGCGUGUUCCGCUGCAUGCCAGACUCGGAAGCAACCAACUGGGCUGAGUACAAGGAGUUCGACGCUUACAACCAACGCUUCAAGGAGAGCAUGGACUUUCACCGCUCCGACGAAGAGAGCGAGAAGCCUCCCAUGAGCCACGCGGCAGCCCAGGCUGGAGGUGGUGGAGCUGGUAUCGGCGCGCCCGGUCCUGCUACUGCCAGUCACGCGGCGGCUGAGAAACUGGCAAGUCCCUUGGGCAAUGCUGUCAGGGACGCUCUCAGUCACAACGAGCCAAACAAGGAUGCCGUUCUUGAUGAAAAGCGCGGCAUGCAAGAAAAUGACUAUGGGCAAGACAACUCGUGGGGUGAUAUGAACCCCGACCCAGAGAAGUCUGUCGACCCCUUGGACACGGGUAAUCAUCCGACCAAUUCAAGUCACGAUCACUUGCCCCAGACGGAGAAGCUUGAUGUUGUCAAACCAAGGGAGCGGAGGGCUACCUUUUCCAACCAGGAGAAGCCCCCCAAGACGGGCGACAGCACUGCGUCAGCUGCCAAUACUGAUGCCAACGGCAAUAGUGUGAAGCCAGUUGGGUCUCAACGACGCCCCAGGCGGCGGACUACCACCAGGGGUAGCCGGAAGGGCUUCAGUCCGACUGAUGAUAUGCUCAACCGCGCCGAUGCUGAGGAGCUGCUUAACAUGACGCAAGGUGCUUUGGUGCAGUUCCCGUAUGAUUGGCUUGUGGUGGAGGAGACGAAUGGCAACUGGCUGUUCCAGGUGGACCAGGUGGCUCCGUUGGCUAUCUAG